Lymnaea stagnalis (great pond snail) is the source of this 14203-nucleotide messenger RNA. NCBI's taxonomy places the organism in Eukaryota, Metazoa, Mollusca, Gastropoda, Lymnaeidae. The record is from the annotation of a GenBank genome assembly.
CGGCAAAUAAGUUAAUUAUAUUCAUUUUUUUUAAAUCAGUUAAAUAUCUAUGGAAGAAACACAUUAUAUUGAUGCUGAUCAUUGUGGAUCAAAGCCUAAAGACAAAUUAAAAAGCGUUUCAUGAAUAGUAAGGCAAUAAAAUAGAAGCGUGAAUAAAAAAUCAAUAAAAAAAGUAAUUUUAGGGUUAGGGAUACUUAUACUUGUAGUCUGUUGUAAAUAGUAGUUUUAAAAGAGAUAAAUCAUAAACAUAUUGAAUUGUUUUUUUCAAAUUCUGAUAACUAUUUCUCUUAAUUUAACAUUAUUUAAAUUAUUUUGUAACUGAAUGAUGGCUGAUUUCCUGUAAAGUGUAAAGAAGGUUCAAUUCUAAACUCUGGUUUACAUUUACACAGACUCGGGUAAUACAUGUAGUGCAAAUCUGGAGAUAUGAACUAUUUCGUGGAUUAUCAUCCCUGGAUAGCACUGCUGUUGUUCUUAUGUAUACCUUCAAGUAAGUAUUCAUUACGCUUUUUUAUUGAUUACAAAAAAAUUAUUUUAGCAUACCCUAAUAAAAUGAAUAAAUUUACUAAUUUUUCAGAUUUUUCAUGCCGUCUUAUGAUAUUGAUAUACAAAUAAUAUAAUACUAUAAUACUACUAAUAAAAUAAUAGGGCUUAACCGGUCGUAGUUUUUUACACCGGGUCCGGGUAUUUUGAGACAAUGCCCGGUGAGUCCAAGUGUUACGAAAAAAGAAAACUUCUCAUUUUAUAUAAUAUUUGCUGGCCUACAGACAUUCCUGCACUAGGGUGACCAAACGUCCCUUAAAAACGAUUGUCCCGUUUUUUCACGAUCGUACCCGGUGUCCCGAAAAAGUCUCUCGGGGUGCCUAAAUUUCCCGUUUCUAAAACUAAACACAUUUUCUGUUCUAGUUUUGACAACUUUUUAUUAGAUAAGAAGGAGGUUUUAACAAUGGCUGGGAUAACAGUCAAAUAUCCUCAAUGUAAAUCCUAGACUAGAGAAAUUUAAUUUGUUGUGUUGUAUUAUGUUGUAAAUAUGUAUACAUAAAUAAGUAAUUCACUGCAAAAUUAUUGUUUUCGUUUAUUAUAUGCCCCUGAGUAAAUUAAUUUAAUUUAAAAAGUGAAGGUAAAUUUUAAAAAAGAUUUCUAGGUCUCCAAAUAGUUAAAAAGAGCGGCCCUUCUUAAGCUGGAGGGUAUCCCCCCCCCCCCCAAAAAAACCCUCCUUGGGUGUGUCCCGUUUGUUCCAGUUCAUGAUUUGUUCACCCUAUCCUACAACCUACCUGCCGGCAUUUAAACUUAAAAAGUGAAGGUAAAUUUUAAAAAAGAUUUCUAGGUCUCCAAAUAAUUAAAAAGAGCGGCCCUUCUUAAGGUGGGGGGUAUCCCCCCCCCCCCCCAAAAAAACCCUCCUUGGGUGUGUCCCGUUUGUUCCAGUUCAUGAUUUGUUCACCCUAUCCUACAACCUACCUGCCGGCAUUUAAACAAUAGUCCUAACAAGUCCCACGCAAUACCUGUGGCUCUUUAUUGAUUGAUACAGUCGCCUCCCCCUAAAGAAAUGUUUAUUACCUGAGUUCAAACGUCAGGCCUGGCAGCCUUUGUUUCACUCAGUACUGUUUAUAUAAAACGUGGAGUUGGAGAAGGGCCGGUUUCGAAGAGGAAGAAGAACAUACCAAAAGCAAUAUAUAUAUAAGCGAUGGGCUUCACCUAAAAGGUAGUAAGGGUUGUUUUAUAUAAAUUAGAAUGCUAUUUAAAAUUUAAAAUCUUCGUUUGUUUUUGUUUUUUUGAACUUUUUUUUCCGAACAAAAUCAGGAUGGUAAUAUGCAAACGAAAGAUUUAAAAUGGCGUUAGGUUUCAUGUUUCAAUUAUUUUAUUAAAUGUAUUAAUCAUAUCCAUUUCGCGUUGAUUACCUGGAGAGCCAUCGCGUGGGCCCUUUAACCCCUGCCGUUACACUGGGACCUCUUAUAUUUUAGGGUCUAAAGUUGAGAUGAUGAAAAAAAUUCAACUAUUAACUUUGAAUGCAGUGGGCAAGAAAACAAAAAUUGGCAGUGGACCUCCAAAAGUCUCGUGACGGCUCUGGUGAGGGUUUCGUUACCCUAAAACAUAAUUAUUGUGCUAUUUGUAAUAAUACCGUAUUAUAAAACGCGAAUUUCAUACCGUAAUUUUACGCGAUAUCUUGUGGACUUUGUGCAAACAUUUAACUAACUUAGUAAUAACUAAUAACAAUGGAUAUUAAUAUGAUGAUUCAAAAGAAAAAAUAUCUAUGAGACUCUGCAAGAGUUUGGCAUACCCAAUAAAAUGACAAAACUGAUACAUGUAACAUUCAAAAACUGAAGAAGCAAAAGGUUCAGAGAGAAUAUUCAGGGUAUUUCAAAUUAGACGACGCCUAAGACAAGGAGACUCACUUGCAUGAAUGCUAUUUAAACUAACAGAGAGAGUUAUAAGAAACAUACUUAUUGAAACCAGAGGAACAAUAACAGUAUACUUUCUGAGGGAGACCCACGACCCAUAACCAAUGGGAAGUGUCUUCAAUCAACCCCUUCAGGAUAACAUUGUACUGUUAAGGAAAAGGAGUUAAGACAUAUCAGAAACCGUUAUUGAAUUAGAAGAUGCAUCACUAAAAAAUGAAGAAGUAAGUUUACAAACAUAUAGUCCUUUCAAUUAUCUUUCAUUUGAUACCUCAUUUGGUCUUACAAACCCAAAAAUAAAAUUUUAAAUCGUUUUUUAAUCCCAACCUCUCACUUCUUGUACCCGGGUACGAAUAGCCACUUCGUAUUGAAAAAUCUAGUUUGAAUAUGUUUUUUUUUUUAAAUUUCCAAGUAUCUACCCUAUUUGAACACCUUUUUCAUGAAAUCGCUGUAAUGGUAGCUUGACUUAUCUAUCAAUGAGGUCGUGACUUAAAACAAUGAAGAAUAUGUGUACUGGAACUAUUGAGCGUAAUAAUUCAGCUCAUUUAAGUAGAUUUUACAGGUACUGGCUUAUAGCGACAAUUAGUUAAAAUUUGUGACUUGUUGAAAUUUUAAAGACAAGAAAUUAUGUUCUAAAUGUGUUUACCGGCUAUUUCCCGUGGUAGUAAACUUUCCCGGAAAGUCCUUUGUUUACUUAUAAUUGUGCGAGAAAUAUGUGAAAUAAGGUAUGGGAAAUCCUGAGAAAUGACCCAACUAAACAACUAAUGUGUCGUGUUGGCAAGAAGCCAUCGUCAGAGAUCAGUGCAAAAAUCAAGUAAUACAAUUAUAAAAAAUUAAAGCUUAGCUGAGAUUUUUAAUCCGAGAGGACAGCAAGAGGAAUGUAUUAGACCAUACGUUUAAAGAGGCAAAGGGGAGAGGAAGAGAGGAAAAGUUAGUCCACGGCGAUUGGUUGUAAAAAGUGAGUAGUGGAGAAAGAAUUUAACAAAUGUAGUCGAUGGAGCCCUUGUGGUUGCUUCUAUUGAAGUUUUUUUGAGUUAGGACAUUGUUUAUCGUGCGUAAUAUUUCGAUGGGGUUCAGUACAUUUGUUUGAUAGACGCCGACCAGCCUCGCUCAGAUGGCAGCGGGUACUAACAAUGGCGUAGAUCAGCGUUCCCGAAAUGUUGGACCCGCGUCGGUCCGUGAGCCUAACCUUGCUGGUCUCCACAACAUUAUUCAAGAAACUGGGGUGGUAGUUACAUGAUUCAAUCUCGUUUCAAAACAAAUGUCAAAAAUCGAGAUUCUCUUUAGAGUAAAAUAUACUCCCGUGACGCUAUGUGCCAGGUUAAAAUGUUAAGAAAUUAAACUUAUCAAUUAAAAAAUGACUCAAAGCAAGUCCAAACCAUUAUAAUGAAAAUGCUUUGUCGUUACAAGUUACAAGACUAUGCCUAAAAUGGCAUACCCAAUUAAUGUUUUUUUUGUGGAAAAAAUGGGGAGGCCAGAUCAUACUCACAACAGUUGAACACGGCGAAUGAAUCCCGGUCCCUGGUGCAAUAGGAAACUUGUCCACAAGUCUGCCAAAUUUAAAUGUUUGGGAAACGCUAGCGUAGAUUACAUAACGUUGCGGCUUGUGCAAAGGAAACCGUCCCUUAACUAAAGACUUCCCUUAGGGAAGGAAAUGUAUAGAUGACAGAAGCGCAAAUUAUGCAAUUGUUGCGUCCACAUGACUUGAUCCUAAAGUGGGAGGGGUGGCUACGAAGAAGGAGAUCCCGUGUAUUCUAAUCUCGUCUGAACACAAUGAGAGGCGGUUGAGAAAAUGUUGUGGGUGUGAAGAACGGUGGGGAAAACGGCACUGUUUUUAAAGAAAAAAUGUUGACUACUGGAUUGUGGGAAUGCAAUGUAAGAAUGAUUUUGGUCGUGUCACCAUUAUCACUUGGACAAGACCUAAAGGCAUCAGCGUGAGUGAUAUGUUUAACAUGUUGAAGGCUUCAUGAGUGUCCAGUUUCCGGGGACUACCUCCAUCGCAAAGAGUGCCUUGUCCUCAAUUCCUAGUUAGAUUGGCAACGUCAACGAAGAAGAAGUAGUUAAGAAAAGGGAAUAGAGUCCUCAGAGGAUUUAGGUUAGGAAGAAGAAUGGAGUAAAUAACUGGCUGUCCUAAGUAUUCUAAAUUUGUCAGAGGUGAGCAGGCUGUCUUUGUGAAGGGUGACCGUAAUGUGCUAAGAAUUCUAAAGUUGUCAGAGGUGAGCAGGCUGUCUUUGUGAAGGGUGACCGUAAUGUCCUAAGAAUUCUAAAGUUGUCAGAGGUGAGCAGGCUGUCUUUUUGAAGGGUGACCGUAAUGUUCUAAGAAUUCUAAAGUUGUCAGAGGUGAGACGGCUGUCUUUGUGAAGGGUGACCGUAAUGUCCAAAGAAUUCUAAAGUUGUCAGAGGUAAGGAGGCUGUCUUUGUGAAGGGUGACCGUAAUGUCCUAAGAAUUCUAAAGUUGUCAGAGGUGAGCCGGCUGUCUUUGUGAAGGGUGACCGUAAUGUCCUAAGGGUUAACCGAAGUCGUGCAUGAUCCGUGCACAGAAAACCCUAGUCCUGACUCACUGGUCUCAUUGUCUAAUUAAAGGAAAUAAUUGUAUCAUUCUGAUUUCAAUAAAGAAAACCGGACAUUUUUCUUUUUUUCAUUUUUUUUUCCAUUCAUUUUCAAUCAAUUUGUGAUUCGAUUUACCCCGGUGCGCCUUAUAUCUACUUCGUGCUUGCCUGGCACACAUUGACCUUGCUUUCACAUUGCAGUAAAGGCUAGAUAUUCGAAAGAAAACCUUAAAAAACUAAGGUAAUUUAACAUGUUUUAAUCACAAAAUUUCAAAUUAAUAAACUGAGAAUUCGUAGCAUAGAACAUCAAGUUUUUAAAAAUAUUUUUUAUAUAUAGCUUUUCACAUGACAGUUAUAAAAGUUGAGCGAAAUUUUCUUGUGCUUAGACUGAAUUAAAUGGUAUUCUUUGUGCAGUUCAUCUACAUCUCGAGUUUUUUUGUUCUGUUUUGAAUAUCCAAACAAAAGCUAGCAAGGUCCAAAUGUGCAUUGUUGUCUAUUCGAUCGGUUUGCUUUCACUAUGCAUUGGCGAGACGUGCACACAAUAACCAUUGUUUCAUUAACAACCUUCAAAUUGGUAGAAAAUCUUCUGACCACUGGCUGUUUGAACUUAUUGGUAGAAAUACACAGCAGACUUAUUGACGAAGCAAAGGGGCUGCAUCCCUCCCUGUUCGUGUCUUGGGUUUUACUUGCAGAUCCCAGGAUCCCACGCCAUUUUUAGUCAGCAAAAGUCUUCCGGGUACAAAGGUAUAGAGUCAAAUGAUUUUUUUUUUUUUUUAAAUUUCAGCGAUUUAAAGAUUGUCCCAAAUUGUUGCUAUGAUCAGUAAAAAAAUUUAACGGCGCUCAAUAAAACAUAAUAGCUCUAGUACACAGGUUCUCGUGCGUUUUCAAUUCACAGCCGGCCCUUAUAUAUAUAUAGAAGCAAAGUGACACUUAACUGCGAUAAAUUGAAAGAAAUGCUUUAAAUAUGGGACAUUCUUUGAAAACUAGAUAUUUCAAUAUAAUAUAAUCGUAAUUAACUAGAUGUUUAGUGCCAUGAUUGAAAUUGCAACUCAAAUUUCAAGCAAUCCAAUUUCAAAAGAAAACUAUUCAAAAUCACUGUUUAAUUUUCUCUUAGUCUGUUAUUUCAGCCUGCUGCUCCCCAGAAAUGCAUUCGCACCCCAUUUGAGGUCACGUAUCAAGAGCUGUGAACCAGUGCACUAUUAACUAAUUAUACCAGAAUUUUAUGUGUUAAACUAAACAACCUUUAUCUUAUGCAUUUUUUAAAAACGUUUAAAUUCAACCUAUUAAUACAUAUAUAUAUAUAUAUAUAUAUAUAUUAUAUAUAUAUAUAUAUAUAUAUAUAUAUAUAUAUAUAUAUAUAUAAUAUAUAUAAAUAUAUAUAUAUACUUGUAUUAACUUUUUUAAAUUAGAAACGAAUCGAUUGUUACGAGUUUUUAGAAACAAUUGCUUGUAAACAUUUCUUGAUGGAUUUGAGACAAGAAUGGGCGUCAUGUUAAUGCAACACUCAUAUAAAGUGUAAAAUAUAUAAAAUGAGUAAAACAAGGUAGGGUUAAACCUGAAAAAAGUAAAGCUACAAAACAACGUUGCUUUGUUGUGCUUCUUUUUUCAGGUUUAACCCUAAUUUGUUUGACUCAUUUUAUAUUGUGCUAACCCGAUUGCAGUCUCUCCCCUUAUUACCCAAUAAAGUGUAAAGGUGUUUUUGCUACAGAUGAUUAUAUCCGACUUUUGCUUAUUAUGAGCUUGUUAUAUAGUUAAUAAAAGGGCUAAGCAGGGAGAAAUAAAGUAACUAGUAGCAAAUGAACAAUUCCUAAAGUCACCUUAACAUGGUUUUUUAGUCCUUAGAAAAAAGCUAUUAAGUAAGGAUAAUUAAAACCAACUCUUGUAUAGUUUAGAUAAGUUAAUAAUAUUUUUUAAGUGAAUUUAUUUUUCGGGACACCGGGAUGAGAGUGACUUUUGUCCCGUUUCCCCGGGAUAAGCAAAAAAAAAAAAAAAAAAAAAAAAAUUUUUGCCCCGUUUCCCCGGGAAAAAAAAAAAAAAAAAAAAAAAAAAAAAAAGAAGACGGGAAAUCAGAAACUCUGUUCAUGACGUAAUUCGGUAUGAGCUCGGCGUAGUUGUGCUAUUUGCACACGAAUUCAUCCCACAGAAACCCUUGCGCAUCUCGCAUUUGAAAUAUUUGCUUUAUUUCAAGGAAUUUCGUUUAAGAAAUAGAUCCAUGCCGGGGGAUAAUUUAUGUCAAGAAAAGCGCAGGGAAAUAUCAAAGUACGCUAUUUCCAGAUUCACUCACACGAUAUGAGGUUUCCUUUGAAAUAGCUUAAUCCUUCCAUGCUAACUCUUUUUAUUCCAUUCAUCAGUUAUCUGACACACAAACCGCAGAAUUUAAUUCUAACAUUACUGUUGGUCAGUGGCGUAACUAGGGUCAUCUGCGCCCGGGGACAUGACAUAAAGUCUGCGCCCCUUCUUGGACCGACAGAAUCUGGGGGCUCAGUCUGAGCCCCCAAGAAAAUUUUGAAAUUUUACGGUUUAUAUGGUUCAUUUUCGAAGCAUCUGGUAUUUUAAUGAAAUAGAAUACAGAUUAAUAAUUCUCUUUACGAUUGCAAACAAUUAAUUUGAAAAAAAAAAUAAAAUAUACUCUAUUAAUUCUACAUGACUGGAAAGACAUAGUCUACAACAAAUUGAUCCUCAUUGAUUUGAGUGUUGCAAACUCGUCAAUCACGUUGUCAAAAUCAAUAUUCUCAAUUGUCUCUCUUUCGAUGCUAAGAAGUGCAAGAUCACUCAGACGAUCUUGUCCCAUUGAAGCACGUCAAUAAGACAAAAUAAGCUUCAGUUUGCUGGAGGACCGCUCACAGCUUGCAAUUGAAACAGCAAUUGUUAUAAGUAUUUGCAGUGAAAUGCGCAGAUUCUGAAAUACGUCAUCUCCAUAUGAAACGAUAAAACCAAGAAGAUCCAAAACAGUUUCCGGUAGAACUUCAGUCCGGAUACUGAGCAGCAUUUUGCAGUCUCCGAUUUCUGUGCACAAUUCGUGACCAUUGACGUCAGUGUCGUAGAAAUUUCCAAAAUCGAAGCAAUUUUGACGAAGUGUAUCGACAUUUGUCUCAGCGAGAAGAAUUUUGACGUCUAGUAAAAAUCCAAAUUUCGUGUUUAGCUUUUAUAGACAUAAAAACCGUAUGGAUAUCUCCUGUUGGAGUCUAUCAAUUACGCUGUUCAUAACACGUGCAAUUUCUUCUUCUGCAGAAAGUCCUGCAUCUCUUGCUAAUUCUCUAGGCAUCCUCUGAUGUCGUCUAAUCCUUCUGUCAACCUCGAUUCCCCAAGUUGUGCAUUUUGUUAUUCCAUUGUCUACCGCAACCUGGCUCAAAUUAUCACUAAAGUUGACAAGUUCUUGCUCCAGCGAUUCAAGAUCAGAUGCUGCUUCCUUGAAAUUCAUAGUAGGAUCCUGCAACCGUUACUGGACGCGAUCAAUUUUCCAAAGUAUGAUGUUCCAGAAAUGUAACAAAACUAGGAAGUUAAAGUUUAAUAUACCUGCAAGCAAAGUUUCUGUAUCACUUCUGGUUUCAGGCGUCAUAGUUGCAUCUUCUGAUAAUUUUUCCAACAGCCCUACUAGUUCAUCUAGUCCUUCAUAAAUAGCUUUAACAGCUUCUGAUCGUGCACUCCAGCGUGUUUCAGACUCCCUCUUCACUGUGAUUGGCACAACUCUUUUUAAUUCUCCCCAACGAGUUGUUGAACGAGAGAAAAACAAAUAUAUACUUUCAACUAUUCCAAAAAAUGUGAUAGCAACUGGAUCCUGUUUAGCUGAGUGUACUCCUGCUAAGUUUAAGCUGUGGUUGUCACAUUUUACGAACAAUGCUCAUUUCUGGCACAUAUUUGCUUCUUGAAGGCCGGAUAUAUGCCCAUUCAUUACAGCAGUAUUGUCAUAACAUUCUGACCGAAAGUCAGCUAGAGGUAUGUUAUCAGAUUCCAGUUUCUCUACGAUAACUCUUUCAAGGCUUGUUGCGUCUUUGGAAUGUAUCUGAACAAAACCUAAAAAUGAUUCUUUGAUGGUUACUUUUUUAGUUUGAAAAUCCACAUCCCCAAAUCUGAUGACUUGAGAAAGCUGUUCCCGGUGUCCUAGAUCGGGUGUUGAAUUAACUAACAUACCGUAGUACUUGUUUUUUCUGAUUUCACUCAACAGCUGAUUCCUUACAGUCGAUGCAAGUAGGUGGAUAAAUUCAUUUUGAAUUUCCGGUGAUAAAUAAGAUACUGAACCUGUAUUUUCUCGGGCAUGUUGUAGGUGUUUUUCUAAUAGUGGAUCAUACUGAGCAAAGAGUUUGAUCACAGAGAGAAAGUUUCCAACAUUUUUAUGCUCGUCCUCAUGCAUAUGUUCCUCAUGGCCACGCAGUGCCUAAUUUUGUGAAACUAGAAACUUAAUACAGGUAAGUAUUCUUUUCAAAAUAUCGCGCCAACGUUGUUUUUCAAAUUGAAUUUGAGCUUGGACCUGAACAUCAAUUCCAGUUUUAUCAAGUAUCCUCCACUCGGCUUCCUUCCAUGUAAUAAAAGCUCUGCGGUGGCCGAGACUAUUUUCAUGAGACUGUAGUUUUUCUGGCUUUCUCCAUUUGUUGAAAUCAAUGGUUAACUCAAAUGAAGAUCGUGAGUUUGAACUUGAUGAUGUAAACAAUAGACAGCAGAAACAGUAAGCAGCUUUAUUCAUUGGUGAAUAUAAUAGCCACGAUCGAUUUACUAACAUCGAAUAUAGCGUCUGGGAAAAGGAUGUGAGAUACUGUUUUAUACUGGUGGAAGUGAGAGAAAGCUACAGAUUAUAUUCAACGAGACGAAUAGUUGUUAUCUAAUCUUUCUCUUUUAAACUUAUGUGAAGAAUUAUUCUAUCUUCCUUGCACUCACGUAAAAUCCUAUAUUCGACUCGAAAUUAUACAACAUAUAUAAUUGUUAAAACCAGAUGCCACUUUCAGUAUAUAAAGAAUAAUAUUUGAACCCGAACUGAUCUUUGUUUUAAAAAAAAACGCCAUCAGCAACCCUACAUUGUGGAUGUGUCAUUUGUUUAUGAGUAGAAUGGCGCCCCUUAAUGCUCAAUGGGGGCGCAUAAAUCAUUCUUACCAACUGGUUUGUAAUGAAGAUAUUUGUGGAGCUCCGAAAUUCAAUCUUGCAAACGUAAUUGGCAUACAUUAGUUUACAUCAAAAUAAAAUUAAAUAAUUUGUUUUAAUACUCAUUUUGGCGCCCCCAAACGUGGCGCCCGGGGACAUAUAUCCCCCCUGCCCCCCUAGCUACGCCACUGCUGUUGGUUUGUGGUAAAUUCUAUUCAGGGAUCAAGUCCAAAUAUGCGGGAGGGGAACUCACCCAACACCCAAAAUAAACCCGCCACCCCCCCCCGCAUAUUUGGACUUGAUCCCUGAAUAGAAUUUACCACAAACCAACACCCAAAAUAAACCCGCCACCCCCCCCCCCCAAUUUUUAAAGAUAAAUAUGUAUUUAUUUGAAUACAGAGCAACAUUUAUUAUAAAGUGCCGGUUUGCACGUGUUUAACGAAUUGUGUAAAUGUAACACAUGUCAACUACAUAAUAGUGCCACUAACGAGUUGACAAUGUUCAUGUACCGGUACUUCGUCUAGUUCUGACACUAAUUUUGACAAAUGAUUUUUUUCUCCUUGCCCUUCUUAGAAAUGAAAACGGGAGCUAUCCAAUGUUUCAGCUGCAAUUCACAACUUGAUAGUAGUUGCUCGUCUAAUAGUUUGGAUAAAUUCAAGACUACGUGUCCAGAAAAUUCUGUUGGCUGUAGGAAAAUCGUUUUUUUCUGUGAGUUGACCAUAAUUAUUAUUAUUCUCAUUAUUAUUUUUACUGUUAUUAAUAUUAUUAUUAUCAUUCACCAGCAGUUUGUUAAAUUUGUCCUUUUUAAAUACGAACAUAAACAUAUUUUUUUUUACAAGAAGGCUCUGUAAGCUGAUUUAAUAUACGGUAUUUGAUAGUCACAGUAACGUAUUUAUUAGCAAUGGCCCUGAUUUAUGCCCAAAAGUUUCUCAUGCUAACCGUAACCUACGCGGCAAGAUUGAACUCUCGAUAGGUGCUAUGGCAAGUUAGACCACAUAGCUCACAGUUUAGUUUCCUUUUGGUGAAUCUAUCUGACCACUCAAUGGUUCAUCUUCCGCAUUGUUACAAACCAAGUUUUAAAAAAAAAUCUCAUACAAAGACUAUGAAGACUGAAAAGAAUAUGUAAAAUGGAGGCCUAAUCCUAACAAAUUUACAAUAAUUUGGAUCAAUAAAAGAAUCUCACAUUGUACAAAAAAUAAGACUUAAACUUUAUAAAUAGAUAUAAUAGUAAUGAUUACAGGGGCAAUAGCAUGGAUUUUUAAAUGUCAAUAAUUCAGCUCUAUUCACUUAAGAAGCUUUACUUUUAGGUAUAUUUUACUUUUGUUACUCAGUCAUUCGUGGUUUAAAGCGUGGUUUAAUAUAGUGCACCGGCUCCUAAUUGAUCUAUGCUACGCGCAACGUGCCCAUGAUUAUUUUCUGACUUCAACUUCAUCUGGAAAUUUUAACUUCCGGUACAACAUAUAUUUCGAAAUAAGUCGAGUGACGAUCCACAAAACUGUGAUAACCAAGCAAGUACGUAGCGAUAAAACUGCCAGCCAAAUUUAAGUUAUCUAGACUCUAGUUCAGGGAUCUCCAAACUACGGCCCGCGGUGCCAGUUCAUCCGGCCACCGAAGGUACUUGGAUUUGCUUGAUAAAACGUAUGUUUACCCACAGAGAAGGAAAACUUGUUGAAUUUUACCGCUGCUAACCUGAUGCUGAGUUUCUAAACUGAAGAACUUUGCCGCUGAAAUGGCAUCAUUGUUUGGAACAGCUUAUGUCUGUGAGCAAACAUUUUCAAAAUGAAGUAUGUGAAGUCAACACAUCGAACGACAGAGACUGAUAAACAUUUGAAAACAAUUCUCUUGAUUGGAUGCAGCAAUUCCAAACCAAAAAUUAAUGACAUCUUGAAAGCCAAACGUCAGUUUCAUAAAUCUCACUAACUUUUUUUGCUGCUUAGGUUGUGAGAUUCGAAUAUGUGCGCACUGCGUCUGAUGUAACUAUCUCUUUGCUAACGUCACCUUCUUUGAUAACUUUUUAAAAAAAAUAAUAUGUUGGCUGUCUUUGUUUUGUGUUCUAACUCCACUCACCCAUGAUUAGCAUGGAAUACUAAACUUAGUUUUUCGCCUUUUUUCCCAAAGCUUUGGUUCUGGCUUGCAAUUAUUGUACAGAAUGAUUGUCCGGUCCGCGAUCGUCAUUGUGUACGUUAUCCGGACCGCCGAGAAAAAAGUUUGGAGACCCCAGAUCAAUUUCUUUGAGAAAUUACACAAUUUUAGUGAUUUUAAAAUCUAUUUUAUAGAUUUUAUAAAACUAAUGAUUCAUUUCAGCUUUGUAGCGAUGUUAAAAUUGGCAGGUCCUUAUGACUUAAUGUCAUAUUACCAUAGGGCUUGUCUUUGAGCCUAUUUUAUAACUUUUAUAAUACAUUUGUUUAUUUAUGGCAUUCUCAUCAAGUUUUAAAGCAUAUAGAAUAAAACACAAAAGCUGAGAUAGGUGCAAUCAAUAAAUUAAGUUACGUCAAGUGGAAGGAUUUUUACCCACCCCUCCCAAAAAUAUAUACCGGUAUUUUAAAUAGUCACAAUUCUUUUUAAAAAUUAGACUCUUUUAACACAUCGUCCCAAAUUCGUGACCCUUCCUUCCCCACAUCCGGACUUAUGACGUCCUUUAGGAAUGGCCCCACAUCCCGUUUUAUUUCGCUUCAAAAUAUUAUUUUUUUCUUAUGGAAUUUUACGGACCUGUCCCUUGCAGUCAAAUGUUUAUGGACUGUCCGUAAAGUUAGGAACGGGUGGCAAAUCUGACGGGCAUGUAUUAAUUUCAUACUUUAUUAUAUUAAUCAAUCUUUAACUUCUUUAAAUUGGUUCCAUGACUUUAUUUUGUAAGAUAUUUUAUAUUUUUAAUGUAAUCUCAUUUUGAUCAUCAUUUAGACCUGACUGUUCAUGUUUUUAUUUUUGCUGUUUUUAAAAAAAAUCAUUUAGGUGGGUUAAACAUUAUUAAAUUACAACAACUAGUGUUGAUUAUUUAUUUAGUUUAUAAAUGAAAUCUCGCUUUUUCGUGAUUACAUUUUCUAGCGUGAUGCUCAAUCCAAGAAUUAAAUUCCGGUAUAAAUGCUAUGGCUAUGCUGAAUUUUUCCUAUAAUAAUUUUCAGUCAGUGAAAACGCUCAAGUAGACUUAGUGGAGCGCACCGUGCGCCAGUGUGCCAAGACAAAGAAUGAGAACGGGUGCAAGUCAGUGUUUGGUACAAAUGGCAAGCGAUUCAAGACAACUGUCUGCGAAUGUCCAGUUGACUUCUGUAACGUUGGAGCAUCCAUCAAAACCAUGUCACAUUUAUUAUGUGCCUCAGUGCUGGCAACUUUAUUUUUCCUCUACUUUUAACACCCAAGUCAUAAGCAAUUAUAAUUUAGAGUUUUAAAAAGUGUACAUUGACAUUUGCAUUCUAGCUUUUUGCAUAAAGUAUUUAUAUUUUAUCAUUGUUUAUAUAUUUUUUAAUGCUUCUUCUUUCUUAACAAAUGCCAAGUUAGCAGAUCUAAUCAUGACAUUAUUGUUUAAUGUUUCGAGAACUGUUGGCAGGGCCGUGCGAGGAGGGGGCCCAAGGAGACAGCCGCCAGGGACACCAGCAGGUGUGCCUAAAUCGUCAAUAGGCUAUAAUGUAGGCCUGUAUCCACAAGCGUAGGAAGUGGGCAGGGAGGAGGGGCGGCACUUGAUCUAUUUCAUGUGAGUGUGCCAUUUUCGAUCCAUAGCAAACAAUAGAACAAGGAUUCAAACACGCUGCGCAUAAUUUGAGUUCUCCAUUAAAUUGUAGAACUAUUUUUACCACGACGUUGGAACUCUAGCCGACAACUGGCCCAGUAGUCAUCAAAGCGCGUCAUUGAACAGAUUAAUGUCUUUCAAUGACGUCAGGUUGCUUUUUUAAAUGCUGAUUUAGAUUUCCUGCUUCCCCCCCCCCCUCCCCCCAAAACCCACAGACAUCCUAUCCCAAAACUGGAUCAAUUAAGUGCCAGCCCCGACAAUCUGUUAUUUAUGAAAAGCAUUUGCGUGUGUGUGUGUGUAUAUAUAUUUAUAUCUAUGUAUAGUGUUUUUGGAAAGGGCGGUAAACUCAAGGUCCAUCCGUGGCGGCACACUGUGUCUAACUACGCCACAGCCAACAUCAUAUAACAGAAUUCUUGAUUUUAAUGGGGGCUCCAUGUUCAGGCUUCUCACACUGCCCUAGCCGUGGG